UGUUCUGUUGCUGAUGCGUAAAAGCUUAAAGGGCAUGUGUUGGGGGCGUCAAGCCUUAUGAGUCUAUAGUUGCCAUGAGAUUGUAAUUGGAAUUGCUGGAGAAGAAUGCCUGGCAUACCUCUCGUGGCUCGUGAAACUUCAUGAGCUGUAAAAGUUAGAACUUCUUACGGCCGGAUGUACUGCGUAGCUUCAAAUCAUAGUUCCUUGCUGGUACAAGCACUAACACAUAUGGGAGAACUAGUUUGCUCUCCCAGCUGUUCCAGAAACGCAGAUCAGAUGUGCCGUGUAGAAUCUCGUGUUCAUCUAUCUGAAGAAGAGGAAAUUGCUGCAGAAGAGAGCCUCUUACUUUACUGCAAGCCAGUUGAACUCUAUAACAUUCUUCAGCGCCGUGCUAUUAGAAAUCCACUCUUUCUUCAAAGAUGUUUGAGGUACAAAAUAGAGACAAAACACAAGAGAAGGAUCCAGAUGACUAUUUCAAUCUCUAGGACUUCAAGUGUAGGUGGCCAGACACAAAAUCUGUUUCCUAUGUAUGUCAUCUUGGGAAGAUUAGUCUCUGAUAUUGCAGUUGCUGAGUUCUCUGGUGUAUAUCGCUUCAAUCGAGCUUGCCUCUUAACUGGCAUUAACAGAGUGGAAUGCAGUUCUCAAGUUAUAGCUAAUUUCAUCCUUCCUGAAAUUAACAAGCUAGCUGUGGAGGCAAAAUCUGGGUCACUUGCUAUAUUAUUUGUCAGCUGUGUUGGAUCUGCAAAUACUUUGUCUGGAGUAGAUUCAGUUGAUGGGCCUUUAUACAUGAGAUCUGUUCCUGCGGUUGCAGGUUACUGCUUAUGGGGCAAGAUACCUCUGGAGUCACUUUACAUUUCAUGGCAGAAUUCAUCAAAUUUUGGUCUUGGACAGAGGGCUGAGAUUAUGUCAAGCGUUGACAUGCGCUCUUGUGUUGUGAAGACAAGUUGCGUCGAUGGAGAGAAGUGUGUAGGAUUUCAAAUUCCAUAUAAUUCUGAUUCUAUGCAUACAGCACAUCAAGUACAGGUAACAAUAUCUGCAGAAGAGCUUGGUUCUAGGGAUAAAUCUCCAUAUGAUUCAUACACGUACAACGAAAAACCUUCCUCAUCACUGUCUAAUGUGAUUCGGUUGAGGGCAGGAAAUGUUAUUUUUAAUUAUAGAUACUACAACAACAGAUUGCAGAAAACUGAAGUAACUGAAGACUUUUCCUGUCCAUUUUGCUUGAUCAAAUGUGCAAGCUUUAAGGGCUUGAGAUGCCACUUGUUAUCAUUACACGAUCUCUUCAACUUUGAAUUUUGGGUAACCGAAGAGUACCAAGCUGUAAACGUUUCCAUGAAGACUGAUGUUUGGAGGUCUGAGAUCAUCGCAGAUGGCAUUGAUCCAAAGCAGCAAACAUUCUUCUUCUGCUCAAGGCCUCUCAGACGUAAAAAGGCUAAGAGCGCAGUUCAAAGUGCAAAGCACAUACAUCCUUUUGUUGUAGAGUCUGAAUAUUCGGACAAGGCGGAUGAUGCUCAAUCUAGCAAAGGUGAAAAGGCUCAAAUAUCAGGUUUUUUAAGUACCACUCUGCAUUCAUCCUAUGAUCCUGACUGCGUACAAUCAAUAUCAGGGCACAAUGUCGCACCAACUAUGCUUCAAUUUGCCAAGACGAGAAAAUUAUCGAUUGAACGUGCAGACCCGAGACACUGUACCCUCCUAAGGAAGAGACAGUUCUUUCAUUCUCACAGAGCUCAGCCAAUGGCAUUGGAACAAGUGUUAUCUGAUCGAGAUAGCGAAGAUGAAGUUGAUGAUGAUGUUGCAGAUCUAGAAGAUAGGCGGAUGCUCGAUGAUUUUGUUGACGUAACUAGGGAUGAGAAGCGAAUGAUGCAUAUGUGGAAUUCAUUUGUCAGGAAGCAAAGGGUGCUGGCAGAUGGCCAUAUCCCUUGGGCUUGCGAGGCAUUUUCACAAUUACACGGACCAAACCUUGUCAAAACUCCAGCUCUACUAUGGUGUUGGAGAUUGUUUAUGAUCAAGUUGUGGAACCAUGGUCUACUUGAUGCAAACUCCAUGAACAGUUGUAACAUUAUUCUUGAAACAAUACAUAGUGAAGCUGCGGAUCCUAAAAGCUGAUCUAAGGAGUCCAAAUUUAUUCAUUUUCAUUUUGAAAAUCAAGAUUAUUGGUGAAAAGAGAAGGUAUUUGUUCACUGCCUUUGUCUAAUGUGUUGUAUUUCUAUGCUACAGGACCGUUUUGUCCCUUUAUUUAUUUAUUUUUAUCAUCAUUGUUUCUUUUUAUGAAAUGUUGAGAUAUCAUGUACUUUGGAUUUGGAAACUCCCAGAGAAUGAAAUUGGAAUACAAAAGAUUUGGCCUCAUGCACCCAACCUUGCUUGGUAUGAGAUUUCCCAGCUGCAAAUCGGUGUUAAACAAAUCAAAGAAAUUCCAUUGUCGUUUUUUAGGGGUUCAAGUUCGAAACCGAAGAAUCUGACUAACCCGAUCUAUCUGGGUUGAUUUUGUCGGUUUGGUGAUUUUAAUGUCGAAUUAAACAAAUCAAAUAUUGAUUGACUAUGCUGGGCAGUAGUUGGUUCUUUUUCGAUCUUUGUGGUUCUUUCUGGCUGGUUGAUUUUAACGUCGAUUUUCAAUUUUGAACUCUAAA
Messenger RNA from Cucumis sativus (cucumber), 2624 nucleotides. RefSeq names its product polycomb group protein EMBRYONIC FLOWER 2. Gene Ontology annotation, molecular function: chromatin DNA binding. Gene Ontology annotation, cellular component: nucleus. NCBI's taxonomy places the organism in Eukaryota, Viridiplantae, Streptophyta, Magnoliopsida, Cucurbitales, Cucurbitaceae. The record is from RefSeq and is a predicted model, not a curated record. Bases 175 to 2103 code for a protein of 642 amino acids. The transcript has 23 exons.